This is a messenger RNA of Arachis duranensis, 1320 nucleotides long. RefSeq lists its product as uncharacterized. The coding region runs from base 1 to 1320 and encodes 439 amino acids. The record is from RefSeq and is a predicted model, not a curated record. NCBI's taxonomy places the organism in Eukaryota, Viridiplantae, Streptophyta, Magnoliopsida, Fabales, Fabaceae. The transcript is spliced from 4 exons.
AUGAAUUCUCGUCCUUGUGGUUUUGGAUAUGACUAUGACUACCUUGUAGGCGAUGAAAACUUGAAUGAUGGCUCACAUUGUGGGAUAGACGAAUUCUCAGGAAGGGAGCCAUAUUCAUAUGAGCAAUCACCAUGGCAACCUUCCCCUUCAAGUUACUAUGAUGGUAAUCCUUCCUAUAAUGCAUAUCAUUCCUAUGAACAUGAUGAUUCUUAUCAUGGUUAUACCUCUCAACCACCACCAUUCUAUGUACCUUAUUCUCAACCCACAUCUUAUUUUCACCAAUUGCCUACAUAUGAUCCAAAUCUAUAUUCUCCCUACGCAUACCCUUGUGAUGAUUAUGAACAAGCAACCCUUGAAUCACCUCCACUCCAACAUCUUUACCUUCCAACUCAAAUCCCCAUGAAUGAUACACUUGAUAUCAUUCUUCAAGAGCAAGAAGAACUCCAAACCGCCUUCACUAGUUUCACCUCUACCCUCCAAGAAUUUACGUCCCGUAUAAUUCCACCCUCUACCAAUAACCAAAACAACUUCCCACCUCAAAGCUUUGAGUGCAAGGAAAUGGAGCGUGUGUUGCAACAAGCGGAGGAAAUGAAGAUUGUUGGAAAUAAAGAAGUGGAAGAAGACCUAAAGGAGGUUGAACAAGAAGGAACCCAAGAGCAAUAUGAUCCUACUUAUGUUAGUAAAGCGGAACAAGAAUUAAGGGAUCGUUUCAAGGAAGAAAUGGAUCGACUUCAAGCAACCAUCCGUCAAAAGAUAGAUUCUUGGGAUUCAUAUCACAACCAAAAUGAGUUCACGGAUGAUUGUGAGAAAGCAACCAAAGAAGGAGGUAUGAGGGAGACUUUAGAAUCUCAAGUUGAGUGCAAGGAAUUGGAGUAUGUGUUGCAACAAGCGGAGGAAAUGAAGAUUGUUGAAAAUAAAGAAGUGGAAGAAAACCUAGAGGAGGUUGAACAAGAAGGAAGUUCCAUCAACGAAAAUAACUCUACAUCAAGUGACAAUGAGAUGUCUUCUCAGGCUGAUUCCAUGAACUCCCGACUUGAGAAGGCUCAGUCUGAGUUCGAGAGGAUUAGUGAACUGAAGGCUACUAGGAUUGCUGAGCUGGAGGCAUCUUUGGAGAAAGAGAAAGCUAAGGCUACCGCAGCUGUGGCGGCAGCGAAUGCAUCUGAGGAGAUGGCGAAGGCGGCGAGGGAGAGUUAUACUCGGACAUAUGCUGAGCUUGUGGAGACAAAGGAGAGAUUGCAAUCCGCUCAGGAUGAUUUUUACGAGCUAGAAGGUCAUCCUUCUGCCGAUGUGGAGUCUGGAAAGGAUCUUGAUUCUCUGUAA